UUGUGAGUUAGUAGACAACGGGAUAAAGGCCUGUGAGGGGAGAGACAAUGGCCAAGUUGAAGGUAGCUAUCAAUGGCUUUGGAUGCAUCGGUAGAAACUUCUUGCGCUGCUGGCACGGUCGCAAGGACUCACCCCUUGAUGUGGUUGUUGUGAAUGACAGCGGUGGUGUCAAGAAUGCGUCGCACUUGCUUAAAUAUGAUUCUAUGCUGGGAACUUUCAAAGCAGAUGUGAAAAUAGUGGAUGACCAAACCAUUUCCGUGGACGGUAAGCCCAUUAAGGUUGUCUCAAACAGGGAUCCUCUUAAACUUCCUUGGGCUGAGCUUGGAAUUGACAUUGUUAUUGAGGGAACUAGAGUGUUUGUGGAUGGGCCUGGUGCUGGAAAACACAUCAAAGCCGGUGCCAAGAAAGUCAUCAUCACUGCUCCUGCUAAGGGUGCUGAUAUUCCAACCUACGUCCUCGGAGUCAACGAACAAGACUACGGCCAUGAUGUUGCCAACAUUAUAAGUAAUGCUUCUUGCACCACAAACUGUCUUGCUCCGUUUGUGAAGAUAUUGGAUGAAGAAUUUGGCAUUGUGAAAGGAACCAUGACAACUACACACUCCUACACAGGAGACCAGAGGCUUUUGGAUGCUUCACACAGGGAUUUAAGAAGAGCAAGAGCUGCAGCAUUGAACAUUGUUCCUACAAGCACCGGAGCAGCCAAGGCUGUGUCCUUAGUGCUGCCAAAACUGAAGGGAAAGCUCAAUGGAAUUGCGCUGCGAGUGCCUACCCCUAAUGUCUCAGUAGUUGACCUUGUUAUCAAUGUUGAGAAGAAGGGUGUUACGGCUGAAGAAGUCAAUGCAGCUUUCAGAAAGGCAGCUGAGGGGCCGUUGAAGGGUGUAUUGGACGUGUGUGAUGUUCCUCUUGUGUCCGUAGACUUCCGCUGCACCGAUGUUUCUUCUACUAUUGACUCUUCACUCACUAUGGUCAUGGGAGAUGAUAUGGUUAAGGUUGUUGCUUGGUAUGACAAUGAAUGGGGUUACAGCCAAAGGGUUGUGGAUUUGGCACAUUUGGUGGCAAACAAGUGGCCCGGAGUAGCUGCUGCAAAGGGAGGUGGAGACCCAUUGGAAGAGUUUUGUGAGACAAACCCAGCUGAUGAAGAAUGCAAAGUCUUUGAAUAGAAUAGCAGCUUUGGUUAUUAUCGCUGCCACCAGACCAUUUAUUUUGAAUUUGUGUUAAUUUAAUUUAUGAGGGAGAACAAGAACAACGUGUUCAGACGACAAUAGGUGAGGAUCAUGUCUGGGGCAUGUCUUCUAAAAUUUAAAUGUGUAUGCUAUUUGCUGUUGAAUAAUGCCUUUUUUUUUGCGCAACAACAAUGCAUAAUACCAUGAUGAUAUAUUGUAUUGGUGAUAUAUUAUUUAUUAUUCUUCGAA
Messenger RNA from Arachis ipaensis, 1412 nucleotides. RefSeq names its product glyceraldehyde-3-phosphate dehydrogenase B subunit (gene GAPB). The record is from RefSeq and is a predicted model, not a curated record. Gene Ontology annotation, biological process: glucose metabolic process. NCBI's taxonomy places the organism in Eukaryota, Viridiplantae, Streptophyta, Magnoliopsida, Fabales, Fabaceae. Gene Ontology annotation, molecular function: oxidoreductase activity, acting on the aldehyde or oxo group of donors, NAD or NADP as acceptor; NADP binding; NAD binding.